Molecule: messenger RNA, 372 nt
Organism: Vitis riparia (riverbank grape)
Lineage: Eukaryota; Viridiplantae; Streptophyta; Magnoliopsida; Vitales; Vitaceae
Exons: 3
Coding region: 1-372 (123 amino acids)
Biological process (GO): lipid homeostasis
Cellular component (GO): endoplasmic reticulum
Source: RefSeq, a predicted model, not a curated record
AUGCUGCCUUCCAAAACAGCAGCUAUGGAGAUCAAAUCUUACCAGAAUCAGGCUGGAGCUCUUCUUAAGGAAUAUGUGCUAGCAGAUUAUUUUAUACCCUAUGCUUCGAUUAUCGGUGGUCUUGUUGCUUGCAAGAUGGUCUAUGAUCUUACUCAGUUGAUCAGUGCAGUUCAUUUUAAGAGCUUUUCCAGCCUUUCAAAAGUCCAACGUAAUGAGUGGAAUAACCGGUCUAUAUCUACUUUCCAUGCCAUUUUUAUUACAGUUAUGUCAUUAUACUUCGUGUUCUGGUCUGAUCUUUAUUCUGAUGAACUACUUGCGGGCUUUGUUACAUUUCGGAGCUCAUCACUAUCUACAUUUUCUUUGGGGGUAUGA